This is a messenger RNA of Alosa sapidissima (American shad), 2436 nucleotides long. RefSeq names its product scinderin (gene scin). Gene Ontology annotation, biological process: actin filament severing; barbed-end actin filament capping; actin polymerization or depolymerization. Gene Ontology annotation, cellular component: cytoplasm; actin cytoskeleton. Lineage: Eukaryota; Metazoa; Chordata; Actinopteri; Clupeiformes; Clupeidae. The coding region runs from base 116 to 2305 and encodes 729 amino acids. The record is from RefSeq and is a predicted model, not a curated record. The transcript has 16 exons. Gene Ontology annotation, molecular function: phosphatidylinositol-4,5-bisphosphate binding; actin filament binding.
ACACACACACACACACAUCUCCAGUGGCUCUCUCUAUCUCCCCCAGCCUCUGUCAUCUUCACUGGGCCACCAGACCUCCCUGGGUCCCUGAGCAGCAGCGGCAGGAGCAGCAGUCAUGGUCCUGUACCACCGUGAGUUUGAGCAGGCGGGGAAGUGCUCUGGCGUGCAGGUGUGGAGGAUUGAGAAGAUGGAGCUGGUGCCAGUGUCUCCUCGCUUCCACGGGAGCUUCUACGUCGGGGACGCCUACCUGGUGCUCCGCACCGUCAAGACCAAGGACACGCCCUCUUACGACCUGCACUACUGGCUGGGUAAUGAGUGCACGCAGGAUGAAAGCACAGCGGCGGCAAUUUUCACCAUCCAGAUGGACGACUAUCUGGGCGGCAGACCAGUGCAGUACCGCGAGCUGCAGGGCUACGAGUCCACCACAUUCACCAGCUACUUCAGAGGAGGAAUCACCUACAAGGCCGGUGGAGUAGCGUCUGGCUUCCAGCACGUGGUGACUAAUGACCUCUCCGCCCGGAGACUUUUCCACAUCAAGGGCCGACGCGUCGUCAGGGCAACCCAGGUGCCUUUGGAUUGGAAGAGCUUUAACAAGGGUGACUGUUUCAUCAUCGACCUGGGCGCGGUCAUCUACCAGUGGUGCGGCUCCUCGUGCAACAAGUUUGAAAGGCUGAAGGCUGCGCAGGUGGCGACUGGUAUCCGUGACAACGAGAGGAAUGGACGCGCUCAGCUGGUGAUUGUGGAGGAGGGAAGUGAGCCUGAUGAGGUCACCAAGGUUCUUGGGAAGAAGCCUGACCUGCCGGAGGGAGAUGACAAUGAUGAUAAUGUUGCUGACAUCUCAAACAGGAAAAUGGCCAAACUUUACAUGGUGUCAGAUGCCACUGGUGAGAUGGCCGUGUCCUUGGUAACGGAGGAGAACCCGUUCCCCCAGAGCAGUCUCCUCUCAGACGAGUGCUUCAUCCUCGACCACGGCAAGAGUGGACGGAUCUUUGUCUGGAAAGGGCGUAAUGCCAACCCCAAUGAGCGCAAGGCAGCCAUGAAGACGGCCGAGGGCUUCAUCAAACAGAUGGGUUACCCUGGCAACACCCAGAUUGCGGUGCUCCCUGAGGGAGGUGAGACGCCCAUCUUCCAGCAGUUCUUUAAGAGCUGGCGCUCACGGGAGCAGAGCGAGGGCUUCGGCCGCGUCUACGUCACCGAGCGCAUCGCACGGAUCCAGCAGGUGCCCUUCGACGCGUCCAAACUGCACGAAUCCCAGCAGAUGGCCGCACAGUACAACAUGGUGGACGACGGCACGGGCGACACACAGAUCUGGAGAGUAGAGAGUAGUGGUCGAGUGGCUAUCGACCCAAAGGAGUACGGGCAGUUCUACGGGGGAGACUGCUACAUCAUCCUCUACACCUACAAGAGGGGGCAGAUCAUCUACACCUGGCAGGGCUCCAGCAGUACUCGUGAUGAGCUUACAGCUUCCGCCUUCCUCACUGUGGAACUGGACCGGUCACUGGGGGACAACGCGGUGCAGGUUAGGGUCACUCAGGGAAAAGAGCCGGCUCACCUGUUGAGUCUCUUUAAGGACAGACCCCUGGUGGUGUAUCGGAGUGGUACGUCCCGUAAGGGGGGUCAGACUGCCCCUCCCCCCACACGCCUCUUCCAGGUGCGCCGCAACCUGGCCACCAUCACGCGCAUCGCUGAGGUGGAGGCGCGCGCGGGCAGCCUGAACUCCAACGACGCGUACCUGCUGCAGGUGAAGGGGGGGCAGGGGGUGCUGUGGAGGGGCCGAGGGGCCACACAGGAGGAGGAGGACGGAGCCACCUACCUCAGCCAGCUGCUGCACUGCUCCAGCCUCACACACAUCACAGAAGGACACGAGACAGGGGAGUUCUGGUCUGCCCUGGGGGGUAAGGAGGAGUACCAGACGUCCGACCGGCUUGAGAGUCAGACGCUCACCCACCCGCCUCGUCUUUUCGCCUGCUCCAACAAAAGUGGCAAGUUUGUGAUUGAGGAAGUGCCAGGCGAGUUGUCACAGGAUGACCUGGCGGAGGACGAUGUGAUGCUGUUGGACGUCUGGGAUCAGCUGUUUGUAUGGAUUGGGAAUGAUGCUAAUGAACUGGAGAAGACGGAAUCACUGAAAUCAGCGAAGGCGUACAUCGAGUCGGACCCAUCGGGCCGGGACAAGGGCACGUCGGUGGUGGUGGUCAAGCAGGGGCACGAGCCGCCCACCUUCACUGGCUGGUUCCUGGCAUGGGACGCCACACGCUGGGGCUCCGCCCACGUCGCCCAGGCCCUAAAGUCACUUAACAUGAAAUAGAGCACACACACACACACACACACUGGGGCUCCGACCACGCCGCCCAGGCCCUGGGGUCACUCAAGGUCAAAUAGAGCAGGGCGCAGCUGCAUGAGGCAUGGGCACACACACACACACACACACACACACAG